AUGAGUAAACACAAAGUUGAUAAAACAGCUGAUCAGAUGGAUAUAAUGGAAGACGAAGAAGUAACAGAGGAGAAUGAUAGUGAUUUUCAUUCAAUAAAAACUUUGUUAAAACAAUUGUUUUCUUCAGAUUCAGAGUUGUUUGAGCUGAGUGAAUUAACAGAAUUGAUUGUAAAUCAACCAUCAGUAGGCACAACUGUUAAAGUGGAUGGAAGUGACUCUGAUCCUUUUGCAUUUCUAACUGUAUUAAAUAUCAAUGAACACAAGUUUCUUAUUAUAACAAAAGUUUAUAAAGAAGUUGAAUCUAUGGCAGAUAAAGAAUUGGAAGAGGAAAACAAAUAG
Entrophospora candida is the source of this 339-nucleotide messenger RNA. Lineage: Eukaryota; Fungi; Glomeromycota; Glomeromycetes; Entrophosporales; Entrophosporaceae. The record is from the annotation of a GenBank genome assembly.